Messenger RNA from Musca vetustissima, 869 nucleotides. Its product is annotated as elongation of very long chain fatty acids protein AAEL008004-like. The record is from RefSeq and is a predicted model, not a curated record. The coding region runs from base 1 to 867 and encodes 288 amino acids. The transcript has 5 exons. Gene Ontology annotation, molecular function: fatty acid elongase activity. Gene Ontology annotation, cellular component: endoplasmic reticulum membrane. Lineage: Eukaryota; Metazoa; Arthropoda; Insecta; Diptera; Muscidae. Gene Ontology annotation, biological process: sphingolipid biosynthetic process; very long-chain fatty acid biosynthetic process; fatty acid elongation, saturated fatty acid.
AUGUCAACGCAAACGAUAAUGUUUGAGAAUUCCACCCGAACCUAUUCGCAAGAAUUGGAGGAUCUAUUAACGACGCAACGAGAUGCCAGGACCAAGGAUUGGUUUUUGGCCGAAUCGAUGCGGCCGCUCUUGACCAUUCUGGGAGUGUAUCUGUUUUUCUGCAUUUAUGCCGGGCCGCGAAUAAUGCGCAAUCGUAAACCGUUCGAAUUGAAGAAUACCCUGAUAGUUUAUAAUGCCCUGCAAGUAGUGUUCAGUGUUGUGCUCGUCUAUGAGUUUUAUGUAUCCGGCUGGGGUCAUUACAAUUACAAAUGUGAAGCUGUGAGUUAUGGCACCGAUCCAAAAUCAAUGAGGAUGGCAAGAGCCGUAUAUUUGUACUAUAUUGCCAAACUUACGGAAUUAUUGGAUACCGUCUUCUUUGUGCUGCGCAAAAAAGAACGUCAAAUUAGUUUCCUUCAUUUGUACCAUCAUGCCUCGAUGCCAUUGGCAACUCUUAUUGGUGUUCAAUAUUUUGCUGGUGGUCAAGGCACAAUUGUCUGUUUGGUCAACUCCUUCAUUCACAUCAUUAUGUACGCCUACUAUAUGUUGGCUGCCAUGGGUCCCCAAGUUCAGAAAUAUUUGUGGUGGAAGAGAUAUAUUACCAUUUUGCAAAUUGUUCAAUUUGUUAUUGUCUUCAUUCUAACCAUACAAAUUCAAUUCCAACCCAAUUGUGGCUAUAACAAAAUCGUUGGCAUUGGCUUGACACUGAAUGCCACUCUUUUCAUUUAUUUGUUUUCCGCCUUCUACGUUGAAAGCUAUAAGAAAGAAAACAAAAAGAAAAUCGCCAAUGGCGAUGCUGUCCAAAAAGCUGCUGCUCUCAAACAGGAUUAGAU